Messenger RNA from Penicillium maclennaniae, 837 nucleotides. Its product is annotated as 18S rRNA methyltransferase BUD23. Gene Ontology annotation, cellular component: nucleolus. Gene Ontology annotation, molecular function: rRNA (guanine) methyltransferase activity. NCBI's taxonomy places the organism in Eukaryota, Fungi, Ascomycota, Eurotiomycetes, Eurotiales, Aspergillaceae. The transcript is spliced from 2 exons. Gene Ontology annotation, biological process: rRNA (guanine-N7)-methylation. The coding region runs from base 1 to 837 and encodes 278 amino acids. The record is from RefSeq and is a predicted model, not a curated record.
AUGUCGCGCCCCGAGGAUAUCCUCCCGCCUGAUCUCUUCUACAACGACAAUGAAUCCCGCAAAUAUACAACGUCGUCACGCAUUCGGAAUAUCCAGGCUGACAUGACCAAUCGAGCCCUGGAGCUACUCAGACUGGAAUCUCCUUCCUUCAUUCUGGAUGUUGGAUGUGGUUCGGGUCUUUCUGGGGAGAUAUUGUCGCAGGAAUCACCCGAAGAUGGCGGGCCUCACGUAUGGGUGGGCAUGGACAUUUCACCAAGCAUGCUGGACGUGGCCCUGCAGCGCGAGGUAGAGGGCGAUUUAUUCCUCGCCGACAUUGGUCAGGGUGUUCCAUUCCGGCCGGGCAGCUUCGAUGCGGCGAUCAGCAUCAGUGCUAUUCAGUGGCUGUGCAACGCGGAAACAAGCGACGUCAGCCCCGAAGGUCGUCUCAAACGAUUCUUCGAGGGUCUCUAUGCCAGCCUCCGUCGUGGCGGUAGGGCCGUCUGCCAAUUUUACCCUAAAAAUGACAUUCAGCGAAGCAUGAUCAGCGGAGCCGCGAUCAAGGCAGGGUUUGGCGCAGGAAUUCUUGAGGAUGACCCGGGAACCAAGAAUAGCAAGUUAUAUUUGGUCUUGACGGUCGGUGGCGGUGGUCUACAGGGUGACAUUACCGGAGUUGUAAAUGGUAUGGAGGACGUCAAUGUCUUGGAUGCGAGGCGAAAGGCUCAGGAGUUGAAAGGUGCCCGUGGGCGAAAGGGCGACAAGACCUGGAUCAUGAAAAAGAAGGAGCAGAUGGAGAGGAAGGGGAAGGUUGUGAAGCAGAACUCCAAAUACACCGGCCGCAAGAGGCGUGUUGCCUUCUGA